CACUCUUCAAUGAAAACUUUAAAGAAUUACUUUCUUCUGGUCAUUUUGCUUAGUCUUGCUAAUGCAUCGCUUAAAAACGGCUACGAUAAUCUGAAAUGGGGUAAGCGACUUAUUGGUAAACUACUCACCACUAUAGCACAGGCCAGUGUUUUGGAUUGUGUAGAAGAAUGCUUAACUCGACCAGGGUGUUGGUCAUUCAACUACAGACGGGCAGCUAUAUUUUGUGAACUGAACUAUGAAAGUCACAAAACUUUGCAUACAAAUCUUACAGAACAAGAGGGAUGGAUAUUUAGCCGAAAGGAAACAUGGCCUUUGAAACUAAUUGGAUCUUGCGAACAUUCAAACUGUGAAGUAAAUGAAAAAUGUAAAAGAGAAUCGUUCACUUCCCAUAAGUGUGCAUUGGCUCACUGCCAUCUUCUAAAUUUAAGUCUUGCAAACAACAUCAAACCAUUUCAAUCUGAAAAGUCGGUGGAUUUUGGUAGCAGCCAUAUGUUGAAUUGUGUUGAGGGUUAUACGAAAAUAGGAGACGGCGUCGUAAAAUGUUUGAGGAAUGGGUUAUGGAGUGACGUCAACAUUAAUUGUUACAUCACUGACUGUGGUCUAAUCCCAAUCUCGGAAGGCAAAGAGGUGACUGACAUGAUGAAGAUAGACGACUCGAGAUUUCAAAUAACAUGUAUCAACACAGAAGGAUCAGUUUGGACGAUGAUACAAAGGAGAGUUGACGGUUCUGUGAAUUUCUACAGAAAAUGGACUGAUUAUAAAAACGGGUUUGGUGACCUUAAGUCAGAGUUCUGGAUCGGACUCGACAUCAUUCAUCUGCUGGUCAUGAAUGGCUUCACAGUUCUACGUGUAGAAUUAGAAGAUGGAGAAGAGUCUGUCUAUGCAGAGUAUAAUGGUUUCUAUGUAGCUGGAGAGGAUGACAAUUAUCGGAUCCAUGUUUCUGGAUACAGUGGAACAGCAGGUGAUGGUAUUUCAUGCGAAAUUGAUUUUUGUAACAAUGAUGCACAAUUUUCAACAUAUGAUAAGGAUAAUGACAACUCAGUUUCACUUAAUAAUGCUGAGACAUGGAGAGGAGCGUGGUGGUAUAAUCAUGGAGAGUAUGGUAACAACAAUCAUGGCGAAGGCAUAAACUGGUAUCCAUUCAAGGGCCAUAGACACUCUUUAACAGGCGCCAGCAUGAUGAUUCGUCGACCUUAAUUUAUGCCUGUCAAUAUAAAUACCGAAAUACGAAGUACAGACUGUGCAUGGCGGCACAUAGUUAUUAAACUAAACGCGGGAACGAACUCGACCUGCACACUACCCCAAUAGUUUUAAAACGACAUAUGUGUCUUUUAUACAUUUCCUCUUUUUAAAUUAUUUGUCAAUGUAUCAGACAGUAAGAACAAUAGUUAAAACAAUACCUGAUGUGAAAAUUCUGUACGUCUAAUUAGUUUCAGGGGA
Messenger RNA from Saccostrea cuccullata (small rock oyster), 1440 nucleotides. Its product is annotated as fibroleukin-like. The record is from RefSeq and is a predicted model, not a curated record. Bases 10 to 1197 code for a protein of 395 amino acids. NCBI's taxonomy places the organism in Eukaryota, Metazoa, Mollusca, Bivalvia, Ostreida, Ostreidae. The transcript is spliced from 7 exons.